AUGACCACCAAAAGUCGUUUAUGGAUGGCUCUAAAUACUACCGAGAUAGUCAAACCGAAAAAAAAGAAUUAUAAUAAAAUUUUAUCAAUAAAUUUCAUAUAUUCAAAAAUUGAAACAAAAACUUCAUUUAUUAUGGGUUACGAGUUGAUAGAAGAAUUAAAUACAACAACGUUGUCAAUGCCUAAUCUGAUGAUAAAUGUUCAAGCGGCUAGUCAUGUGUACUUAGCACGAAGUAAAUUAGAUGCAUCAAAAUCGGCUCAUAUGCUUCUUAUCAUUGAUAUGUUGGGCGGUUCUGAUGAACAAAAUAUCUCAGGUUUAAUGGUGCAUGUGAAAGCAAAUAUUGGUGACCGACAUUAUCCACAUACAACAAGUCUAGAAGUAGAACCAUGGUCUUGUUCACGCAAACAACUUCAUAUUAUUUAUAUUGGAAAUUUGACAGAAAGUGAAUAUUUAUUAAAUCCAAUUUUUAUACCACCUUAUGUUAUACAAUAUCAAACACCUGCUAUUUUUCAACAAAUAGCUAAUAUAAAUAUACCAGUUGGUAUUCGAUGUAAUUUAAUUCAUUUAUUAGCAAAUACUGUUUAUUACAAAUUAGUAUCCGAUAAUAACAAUCAAGAACGGUGGACAUCAUCCCUUAAUUGUCAAAAGUUUGCACGAGCUUUUUUAAUCGAUGGAUUGGGAUUAAAAUGGCCUGAUACAGAAAUAGCUGGCGAUCAAUUCGUUUAG
Molecule: messenger RNA, 726 nt
Organism: Rotaria sordida
Lineage: Eukaryota; Metazoa; Rotifera; Eurotatoria; Philodinida; Philodinidae
Source: the annotation of a GenBank genome assembly